This is a messenger RNA of Papilio xuthus (Asian swallowtail), 513 nucleotides long. RefSeq lists its product as uncharacterized. Bases 54 to 416 code for a protein of 120 amino acids. NCBI's taxonomy places the organism in Eukaryota, Metazoa, Arthropoda, Insecta, Lepidoptera, Papilionidae. The record is from RefSeq and is a predicted model, not a curated record. The transcript has 2 exons.
GUGGUCAAAGCAACCAAGUGUUUUAAAUUAUAAAAUAUUAAAUUAAAUUUAAAAUGAAUUUAAAUUGUAUAUCUCUAUUUAUACUCGGUAUUUUAAUUGAUUCCGCUAUAGGUGGUCUUUUUCGGCAAGAUCGCGUCACCUCUGUAAGACCUCAGUUAUCCGGUAAGCGCACUACUGAACCGCCAAAGGAUUACCAAGUUAUUGGUUACCGUAACCAAAAUGAAAUUGAACCAAUUGCCGACCCGUCUGAAACAAACCAACCAGGAGCACAAACUGGAGAUAUAGAGAUGUUAUUUAAAAGUUUACCAGUUAUAAAAUCUUUAAAAAAGCCGAAAUUCUUCUUUCAAGCAUCACCAGUUCGGCCAAAAAAUGUUUAUGGAGACGAAAUGGAAACUGUAUAUUAUAUUGACGAUUAGUUUAUGCCGAUGUUGUAUUACAACUGCUUAUUUGUUUCAUAGUUUUUUUUUGCAAAAAAAUGCCGACGGUUGUUGAAAAUUUACUUAGUAAAAUACA